Populus trichocarpa (black cottonwood) is the source of this 1696-nucleotide messenger RNA. RefSeq lists its product as uncharacterized. Lineage: Eukaryota; Viridiplantae; Streptophyta; Magnoliopsida; Malpighiales; Salicaceae. The transcript has 8 exons. The record is from RefSeq and is a predicted model, not a curated record. Bases 858 to 1466 code for a protein of 202 amino acids.
UAAUUCAUAUUGAUAAGGGCGAAUGGUUCCUCGGAGCAACAAAGACCACCAAAGCAGCCCAAGUCUUGUUGCUGUUUUCAGUUUUGCGACCAACAGACUUGAACCCUUGAUUUGAAGCUGGUUCAUGUGUUAGCACAAACCAACAAGCUAUAUAUUGUUGAGUCCAGCUGCGUGUUUUUCAUCAUUGCAGACUUGAAUAUUCUGUUUUUUUUUUCCUGCUCCUAAUGAUCAACAUUUAGCCAUGAAUGGAAUGAAGACGAGAAAAAAAAAGAGAGAGGUAGAAGAUGCUGGAGGCAUUGUUAACAAUGAAAAUGGAAUUCCGCGAUUUAAGACUUUGCGACUGGCUAGCAGCUUAUGCGAUCUAUCAACUUGAGCAUUUUACAGAUGAAACUGCAUGAUUUGGGUGAAUCGACCACAUCAGAACUGGGAUGACAAGAUGCAAGAAAGAGACUAACAUUUGCAGCUGGCCAGGUACGGUCACAUGAUUGACUAGGCAAAAUCAAGUAGCCGAACCAGGCCCAAGGAAGAGGAGGAGAAAGAGAAAGAAAGAGCCCAACCUGACAGACCCAGCCCAACCGGAGAGGAGGAAGAGAAAAAAGAGAGGAAGGGAAGGGCCCAAACCAACUAGUAGUUGAGCCGAUGGCUGCGUCGGAGAAGAAAAAAGACCAAUUGAACAACUUGUUGGGCCCAAUGGCCUAGAUUAGUAGAUUUCGUCAAAAGUUUGAGGAAACGACAACAAAACAUUUGAGCUUCGAACAAGCUUAUAUUUUUGGUGAUGUGCCGUCGUGGAAAGCAAACUAGAGAUGAUAAAUAUGGAAGGUGGAGCUUAAUUAGUCAGAUACCAGGCGCGCAAUUCAAUGGCAGCUCCAUCUGAACUUGUCGGAGGUAAUCAGAACGAUCAAGCUGCCCAACCAUCUGCUUCUAAUCAGAACAAUCAACUUGUUCAACUAUCUGCUGAUAAAAAUAAAAAAAGAAAGAAACGGGAAGCUGACAAGAAAUUUCGUGAUGGAAAAAAGCAAAAGACAGAGGACAUGCUGAAACAGAACGAAAAGCUGAAAGCAGAUAAUGCUGAGUUGGAGAAAAAACUUGCCUACACGAAUGGAAAACUGGAACAAUUGAAAGAGGACAUGGAGCAAACUAGAGAAACUAGUAGGAUACAGAAGCAGAUGGUGGAUACACAAUAUAAUAUAAUCAACAUGCUUCGACAACAUUUGCAGCUCCCAUUUGAAAUGAAUGAAUUUGACACUGGAGCGACAGGGCCACCUAUUCAUCAUCCACCAGAAGGCCCGGCCAUUGAAGAGUCAUCGGGGCUGCCUCAAUCAUCUCCCCUUCAAGGAUUGGCACAUCUCCCAUUUGGAAUGACUCAGGAAAGCAUUCUUGGCACUCAAGAGGCAUGGCUACCUGUUCAUCACCCACCAGCUUUUCAGCCAGGAACAACAAUGGGGUCAGGGAGACCCGGCCAUUGAAGAGUCUUUGGGGAUCCCUCGAGGAUGGGCACAUGGGAACAAUAGUGAGCAGCCCGCCUCAGCUAAUGAUGAUCAAUUCCCUGAUGUUCACUAAAUAUUAUGCUAAUGAUGAAUAAACGGCGGCUUAUAAGCUAUGAGUGCCGGCAUGUACUGAAAGUACUGUUUUUAUUUUUCAGAAUCUCGUACUAUAAGUAUGUUUGAUAAUAUGGUAGCGAUUGCUUUUUAAAUAA